Symbiodinium sp. CCMP2456 is the source of this 1139-nucleotide messenger RNA. The record is from the annotation of a GenBank genome assembly. Lineage: Eukaryota; Dinophyceae; Suessiales; Symbiodiniaceae.
AUGCAAGGCCAGAUGCUCGUCGAAGUUCCAAGUCGAGAUGGAUGUCAGGCAGACGUGAGCUCACUGCUCGUGGAGCUGCAGGCCGAACAGAUGAAGGUCGACCAGGAGAUGCAGCGGGGAGAUGUGGAACCCGCAUAUUGCACCAUGGCAUUAUUGGCCCCGCAGCUUCGUGACGAGGGCGCCGAGUGGCUUAGAGGAUAUCCUGAUGCGCAGUGUGCUCUAGCGAGAUGCGGCGAGACGCCAGAUAGCAAGAUUGAUUACGAGAUUCUCCAUUACUGCCGGCUACGCGGCGACGUGAAGAGCACGUUAUCGCUACUGAGCGUGAUUCUGCUAUGCCUUUUCACCUUGGUUGGGGUUGUUGCGGACAGCUACUUGGUGCCUGCUCUAGUGCAGAUCGGCCGUGAUCUCGAGAUGUCAGAUGCGAUGCUUGGGGCCACCCUCCUGGCCCUGGGUGGAUCGAUCACCGACUUCAUGGCUGGGCUGGUUUCGGCGUUGGCCGGGCAGCGCUCCUCAGACGACGUCAGCUUGUGGCUGGGCGGUAUCGUUGGCGCAGGGCUCUUCGCCUGCACAGGGGUGAUGUCCAUCAUCAUGGUGGUCGCUGGACCGAGUGGUGUCCCGGUCGAUGCCACGGUGUUUACCAGAGAUGUUGCAUUUAGAAGCCUCGCGAACACACUGUUGCUCGUCGCGGCAUUCCUCCAGGUGGUGUCCAUCAUGUUCGCCGCAAUCAUGAUUGCGGGCUACGCAUGGUAUGUCGUUCUCACGGUCAGCGGGGGAAAGUCUGCACCUCCGAGUGGAGAAGCCAAUGCCUGCGCGGCAGGUGCGCCCGAGGCGGCAGAGCCCCGGAGCUCUCGAGCCUCGCAGCUCUCACUGCCGCGGGGUAGCCGGCUCUCCUUGUCCUUUCAGGCGCUGGCUGGGGUCGGAGUGCCCAGUCCGGAAGUCUCGCAGGCAGAGGAGGAGCUCUGCUCGGAGAGGCUAAAGAGGCAUCUGGGUUGGCCCGAGGCUGGCGUUAUGGAGAAGAUCAACUUUGCCGUUGCACUGCCCUUCCGCCCCCUUUUCGCGAUAACCAUGGCCCGGACCACCUGGGAUGCUGCCUUGAAUCCACUGCUGCCUCUGGGGAUGUGCAUCUUCAUCCCUUAUGG